ACGUCAAAAACAGCGUUAGGUAUACAUCAAACACAUUCGGCACUGUUUCGAGUUCACAAUAUUUCCAUUUUGUCAAAGUUUUUUCUGUUUCUUUUAUAAUGAAAUUUCUGUUAAUCGCGUUCGUAUUAAUAUCUUUACACUACGCAGCGUCAUUUCAAUAUGACACGUAUUCACGCCAUUUUAUGCCCAACAACAAUUAUUUAUACUCACGGACACAGCCUAUUAUUUACGGAUAUCCAGAACCCACAGCAGUCCGCUACAGUGUUCAUAGAAGUUUCACACCGAAUAACAGGAGUUUAGUUGUUUCAAAAAAGACAAAUGUGGACGAAAUCCAAAGUCAUCUGAAUAGUUUGUUGUCGAGAAUGAAAUCAAAAAUGACGCAGAUCAAUAAAAAUCAAGAGCAAUCAGUGACUGACCAAUCAAUGACUAAKCCAAAUAACGAAUUUUACAAAGGAAGGCGUAUAAGAAAAACAUUGGCAUCAUCUAGAUCGGCAUCUGUGUAAUAUAUAUUAAGUAGAGAGAAAAAUUAACGAACUGAGGUGACGGUAAUAAUAGUGGGUAACACAUUUUCGGCAUUAUUUUAUUUUUUUAUAAUAUUAAUAAUCUAACAGAAUACUAAACAAUUUGUU
Messenger RNA from Diuraphis noxia (Russian wheat aphid), 629 nucleotides. RefSeq lists its product as uncharacterized. The record is from RefSeq and is a predicted model, not a curated record. Lineage: Eukaryota; Metazoa; Arthropoda; Insecta; Hemiptera; Aphididae.